AUGGAAGAAACUGAUGCACAAGCUCAGCCAAAAUUAGAUGAUCUUGGAAGGAUUAUCCCUGAAACUGAAGAGAAUAAGGAAGCUCCAGUUGAAAAUCCAGUAAGACAUCUUAUUGACGCUAAUAUUAAAAUUGAAGAUUUCGAGUCAGAGCCAAUUGAUAUUAAAAAGUCAGCUGCUGAACUUGCAAGGUAUUUAGUCAAAUCUAUGUCGCCAAGACAAAAACUAUCUUCAGAAUUAGUUAAACAAAUCGGUGGAAAAAUUUUCACAGCAGCUACACAGCCAAGACUUAUCAAACAAGUUGCAAUGGACAGUAUCGCAACGAAUCCUAUCAGUCCAAGUACAUUAGCUGCAAUUAUUGGUUUUUAUACAAUCGAAUAUGCCGACGCUACAAAGAGAACAAUCAUCAACGACUUAAUUCCACAAGCAAUAAGCAAAGCAUUUACAGAAGACAACUAUACAACAGUUAAACGUUUUCUUAUUUUCUUAAGUUGCUUUAUCUCUUACAACUUUGUUACAAAGGAGUCAUUUAUCGCUCUCCUCAACGACCUUGCCGCUAAGCUUGACGAAGCCAGCGAUUUCAGACGCGAUGCUAUCUCCAGAAUUAUAUUAUUCAUCUGCAGAACAGCUCCAGAAGAAAUUGACGAUGAAUCGUUAAAUGGCAUCAUCAGCAAGGUACGUCCAUUCGUAGAAGACACUACAUUCAUCAGCCGCUACAAGCAAACAGAAGAUUCUCAAAGUAUCUCACAAUUACUCCUUCAAAUGCCAGUUACUCCACGUUUCGACUUCCAUACAUCGGAUUACGCCGAACUCUUCAAGGCUAGAUCAUCUCCUAUCGAUAUUCCAAAAAUAGAAUUCACAUUUGGAGAACACGACCUCGCACCACCUCCAGUUAUGUGCCUCAACAUAUACCAAUCCGAUAUCGAGACAUUCCCAGUCCUUUUAGACACAUGUUUCGAUAUUAUUACAUUCUUAUCACCAGAUUUACAAGCUAUGGUCGAUAUGUUGUUCACUCUUCCAUUAUUAGACCAUAACGCUGAACUUUACGCUGAACAAAUCGAUUUCGGAGCAGACGAAUACAGACAUUACGUCGAGGCCAUCUUUACAGCCAUUCUUUCCGAUAUGACUCGCAUCCCAAGAUCCGCUUAUCCGCUUGCUUUCCAUGCCUCCCUCAUUACUUCCCUUCUUACCGACCGACCAGAGCUCAUUGAAAUUUACCAGUCUAUCGUCGACAAAUUGGUCAAUAACUUAUCCCUCGAUUUCUGCUUGUUCAGACGCAUUGUUCUUGUUCUUUCACAUGCAUUCUGCAACAUCGGAAAGUCACAACUUCGUGUUCCACCGUUGAGAUGGGAUGACUGGAAGGGAGCCGCUCAAAUCGAGUCAAAUUCUGACGCAAGGAAAUUGUUCAUUCAAAGUUUCAUGGAACACGUGUCACUUUUCGGAAAUUGGGAAGUCAUCAAAAAAGACGUUCCUGAAGAGUUCUACAACUUGGUUUACAAUACAAACCAGGGAGAACCUGAUAACGAUAUCAAGACAUUGCAUACAAAGAUCGAAACAGCUAUGGAAGAAGUCGAGAAAUAUAUCACAGAAAAUACAGCCAAAAUUGGUGAAGCUGGCACCCUUGCCCUGCUCCUUAAGGCCAUUUUCAUGGGAAUUACAAGCGGUGAAGCUGCUAUAAAGACUAUUAAAUUGCAAAAUAAUCUCAUUAUGGACUAUUUCAAGUCAGAUACCCAAGAUUGGAGAGCGCAACAGUUGGUUGAUACAGUUUAUAAUAUCUUCAAGGCCCAGCCAACAGUUCUUUCCCAAGUUAUUGUUUAUUUCAUCAACUAUGACUACGUUAGAGACAAAGAUUUCUUCGAUUGGUUGUUCGAAGAAACCGACGAGGCUAAAGCAAGACUACUUAUACCAACAACAUGGGACGUUUUCCAGAAUGUUAUCGAUUGCAUCUCAGGUUGUUAUGAAGCAGAAGGAAGAACAGAAGACAUGACAGAAAUGCUCAAGCUCCUCUUCGAAAGAGUCAUAGAAUUGUACAAUGAACUCUCUGGAGCGAUGAUUGAAAGACUUCUCAACGGAAACCUUAAGGAAUUCAUCCUUGGUCAUACAAAGGCAUUCGCUGCUGCUCAGGUCGAACUUAGAGGACUCAUUUCCGAUUCUACAAAAGCUGAAUUUGUUCAAUUCUUUGAUAAGCUUGCCCUUCUCUGCCAAUAA
Trichomonas vaginalis G3 is the source of this 2205-nucleotide messenger RNA. RefSeq names its product pre-mRNA 5' cap binding protein family. The record is from RefSeq and is a predicted model, not a curated record. The transcript has a single exon. Gene Ontology annotation, biological process: nuclear-transcribed mRNA catabolic process, nonsense-mediated decay; mRNA export from nucleus. Gene Ontology annotation, cellular component: nucleus; nuclear cap binding complex. The coding region runs from base 1 to 2205 and encodes 734 amino acids. Gene Ontology annotation, molecular function: mRNA binding; RNA cap binding. Lineage: Eukaryota; Parabasalia; Trichomonadida; Trichomonadidae.